Prorocentrum cordatum is the source of this 2373-nucleotide messenger RNA. Lineage: Eukaryota; Dinophyceae; Prorocentrales; Prorocentraceae. The record is from the annotation of a GenBank genome assembly.
GGCCGCUGCGGCUGGCGCCUGUGCCGUGGUCUCCACGGCCGCCGCCGCGGCGGAUGACUUCGGCUUUCACGUGCUGGCGCCCAACGACGCCGAGGACAAGCAGAAGGAGCUGGCGGCUGAAAUCGCCAACAGUCGUCUGGCCAUGAUGGCGACCGGCACGGCGGGACUACGAGUAUUGGACAUGUGUUUGUAUAUGUACAUGCUGCGCGUGCGUAUUUGCACGGACGUUGUUUUGCGCGUGCGUGCGUUUUCUUUUUUGAGGUGUCCGAAAGUCCAGUACUCAGUGUAUCGUGCUUGCCAGAGACAGUGCGAACAGUGUGCCGUGCUUGGGCUGGGGGUCUUGUGAUCCAGUGACGUCUGCUGUGUGGUGCUGUGCGGUGCUGUGAUUCCUUUGUCUGAACGUGAGGUGUCUCUGGUGUCGAGGGGCGCGCCCGUAGUCCUUACCAGCCUACGCCCCGCUCCCGGGGCCGGGGUGCCGGGUGUGGCCGCCAACCACACCGGCGCGUCAAUGGUCCGCCGAGUCGGACGGGAGCGUCUCGCGCCCUCGGUGCGUGCGUUGUUCUGUACGGCCCGUGAGUGCCCAAACCUCCCGAUUGGGCUGGGGGCAACGUUCCGUGAGCGCCCGAGGGCGCUUGGUGUACAGCGUGUCAUGGCAAUGGGCUGGCGCCCCGGGGCGGCCAACCCCACGGCGGGAAAUCAAUCGGGUUCCCUUCGGCCUGAUUGCCUUUUCACGUCGCCCCACGUGUACCUGCGUUCCAGGGUGGCGCGGAGCUGCACCCCCCUGCUCGUGGGCUCGGUUUCGAUCUUAUUGGUCUUCCACACCACAACGUGUAGGCUUCUCUCGCGCGGGGCGGGCGGGCACGGCUCGCUGCCAUGCACGUGCUGGGGCGGUUCGGAUUCCUUUUUGGAGUCCACCCCUUCACGUCGGGCAGCGUGAGACUGGCUUCCGCCUGAUCACCGGAGGUCGGGUGGCUUGGGGUACGCGUUUGGUCUGGGCUCGGCGUUGAUCCUACGGAGUCUCCUGUUGGUGUUGCGACGGUGCACAUGACCAAGUUGGGGUAUCCCGACCUGUUCCCUCCUCGUCGCCCCCUCUCCCCCUCUCACCUCUCCUGCUCUGGGGCUCUUGGGGGGGGGGUCCGCCGCGGAGGGGCAGGGGGUCGGGCUCCCCCUCGCACCUCUCCGGUGCGGGGUCCCCGCCCCUGCCUUUUCGCGGCGUACUUCACCCCUCGGGGGGUCGGGGGCCGGGGUCCUGGUUCCGCGGGGGAGACGGAGGGCGGCCGACGAGGCCUACACCCCUCCCUCAGUGGCAGUGGCAGUGGCAUGAUGGCGACCGUUGGCAUGUUCUUCCAUGACGGCACGGUUGGCGCCGCCUGGGACGACUGGGCGUGCUGCGCUGGCUCCCCGCUGCGCGCGCUGCGGAGCGAGCUGGGCGUGCGGGGCCCGGUUGGUUGGGAUCCCGCUGGCCUCGCCGCGGAUGGUGGCACGGAGAGCUUCGCCAGCUGGCGCCAGACCGAGCUGGGUCACGGCCGCGUGUUCGUACUGCUGACGGUAAGCUACAUCGCCUCAUACAUCACCUGCAGGCAGGACCCCGCGUAUUUCUGGGACCCUAUUGGGCUCAUGGCGGAUGGUGGCGCGGAGGACCUCGCCAGGAGGCGUCUGGCGGAGCUGCAGCUCGGCCGAGUAAGGCACCCGUCGCCGCCCGCCUGCCGGAAGAUCACGGGUAAUCCCAACGACCUCGAUGCGAUCUCCAAGGUGCUGACGUCCAGCGGCGUUGGGAACAAGCAGAAGAACUUGAAGGAUGACAUCGCCAACUGUCUUUUGGUCACACUGGCGUUCACCGGAAUGCCCUUCCACGGCGGCUAUAUUGGCUCCGCGUGGGCCGAGUGGACGCUCUGCACAGGCUCUCCGCCACGCGUCCAGUGCGAGCUGAGCGUGCAGGGCCCGACGUACUUCUGGGGCCCUAUCGGGCUCGCGGCGGGUGGCAGCGCAGAGGACCUCGCCAGGAGGCGCCAGGCGGAGCUCCAGCUUGGCCGCGUGAGCAUGUUGACGACGACGGGCCACAACAGGCUCGAAACCGCCGGCACGCUGUCCGUCUGCUUCUCGCCUCCUGACAGCCUGAAGGUCGCGGACAUCCCGUGCGGGCUCGAGGCGACCUCCCCGGCCUCCGCGGCGAGCUGCGCGCAGAUCGUGGCCUUCGGCGCGUUCUGCGAUCUGUCCCGGACCCACCCCGCCGAUGCCACUGCUGCCACAGACGACGUCGGCUUCCAGGAGGCGACGCCCAGUGACAGCGAUGAGGUUCAGAAGAAGAAUUCGGCCCCAGAGAUCGCCAACGGUUGCCUGGCCACGAUGGCGAUCAUCGAGCUGGCGCUGUGA